AUGAAGAUGCCCUUCCGCUCGUUCGAGUUCCUUGCUUCUAUUGCAGUUGUGACACACAUUACGGGUGCAGCAGAAAUUGCCCGCCCUUUGAUGAAAGGUGUCAACAUGAUGGACAAUGAUCCUCUCUCUGUCGCUGACCUCUCGGACGCUCCAGCAAAUAACGUGUCGAGAACACACAAUACCACACUUAAUGAAGAUAGAAUGACAGGGGGAGGCGCACCCGCCUUGCUAUGCGGUGUGCUGAAAAACGUUUUGUUCGAUUUGUAUCGCACCAGCAAGAACGUGCUCACUCCAGCAGGUCAGAGGGCAGUGAUAACAGCAGACGAGGAACUUUUGAAGCGCGCGGAAAAUCUACUAAAGGUGCAUGAUGCGGAUAAGGAUGUGACAUUUCCUGGAGAGAGUUCAGAGCUUGCGGCGGAACCUUUAGAAAAAAUCAUUCAAGUCUCUAAAAAACAGUAUUUUGCCGAAAGGCUUGAAACUAUGAAGAACAAGAUUGUGGAGUGGAUGCAGGACCAACCGCCAAGCGAGCUCCUCGAGGUCCUGGAUAAACACGGGUUCUUUGAACAUUUUUCCUUCGCGGACGUGCAUGCGUUGUCUGUCUAUCUUGACGAGUUCAAUGCCGAGUGGAAAACAGCUUACCCGAUCAGGGCUCGGAAGGUGCUGCUAGAGACCUGGCAAUGGGCUAGGUUAUCCAUCGAUCAGGUUGCUAUUAUGCUUGAGCUUAGCUCGUUAGGUUCGAGAGGCAUCACAUACGAGAGCCUGGAUACGUUUUUCCAGUACGUUGAACUGACAGAAGGGCAAACCUCUGAUGUAUUUUUGAUAGUGCUCACAUAUCUAAGGCGUGAGCUUGGUGGCGACGUCAAUGUCGUAAGGGCGAUUAUCCAGGGGAAAAAGGCAGGAGGUGAAUGUUCGGCAUCGUAUCUACGUGCUAGGUAUGGCGAUAUCAACAUCGGAUUGAGGCAGGAGGCGAUGGUGAAACACAACAAAUAUGCCGAAGAGUUUGAAAAAGAUCUGGCUGCUCAGUGGGUGAAAGAAAAGAAGACACUGGAAGGGGUACGCAAAAUUCUCGAGGAUGUGCCUGAUCGCGAACCAUCUGCCGUCGCAAUAGUGUCUACAGACACACACGACAUUAUGGCGGAGUUUGGUGCGUUGUUUGUAGACAGCGUCCUUGCUAACCUUAACGAAUAG
This is a messenger RNA of Peronospora matthiolae, 1188 nucleotides long. NCBI's taxonomy places the organism in Eukaryota, Oomycota, Peronosporomycetes, Peronosporales, Peronosporaceae. The record is from the annotation of a GenBank genome assembly.